CGUCAUCUGUGAGCGUCUAGUACGAAAGUUUAUAUUUGUACUUUGUCGUUGAGCAUUGGCAUUUCUCUCAUCGCAUCGCAAUGGAAGAUAAGAGCGCAUCUGGUAAUGCUGCAGCUACGGAAAACUCAGCCGCUGCAGCGCCUGCGAAGAAGAGCGCGAAAUCUAAACCAAAGACACAGCGCCCUAAGUCGAAUCAUCCGCCGACUUCGGAGAUGGUCACAUCUGCCAUCAAGGAACUGAAAGAUCGCAAGGGUUCAUCCGUGCAGGCAAUCAAGAAGUACAUCGCUUCCACUUACAAAGUCGACGGAGAGAAAUUUGCUCCCUUCAUCAAACGGUACCUUCGAGCAGCAGUUACGUCCGGUGCGGUGGUGCAAACCAAAGGAAAAGGUGCAUCAGGCUCAUUUAAACUCUCGACCACCAAGCCCUCUUCCAAGGGUAAGGUGAAGCGUGUUGCGCAGAAACCUAGCUCUGACGUAAAGAAGACUACCGGAAAGAAGGUUGCAAAGAAAGCGCCUGCAGCUAAAAAGGCCGCCGAAACUAAGAAGACAACGGCUGAGAAGAAGCCGGCAUCUCCAAAGAAGACUGCCAAAACUGCAGCAACAAAGAAGGUCGAAGCCGCGGCAAAACAAAAGGCUGCUGCUCAAACCAAGAAUCUGUCGAAGACCAAGAAAGCUACCAAAGCUCCAGCGGCAAAAACCAAGACUCCCAAGCCAAAAACGACUAAGGCAGCAGCGACGAAAUCUGGAAAAGCAGCAAAAAAAUAAUUUUAAUUCCGCUAAUCCAAAACUGAUAACAAAACUGGCCCUUUUCAGGGCCCCAAAUCGUCAUACGGUGGAAAAUCUGCUCGCAAUAAUGAAUUUCCU
This is a messenger RNA of Atta colombica, 863 nucleotides long. RefSeq names its product histone H1-III-like. Bases 81 to 764 code for a protein of 227 amino acids. The record is from RefSeq and is a predicted model, not a curated record. The transcript has a single exon. Gene Ontology annotation, cellular component: nucleosome; nucleus. Gene Ontology annotation, biological process: chromosome condensation; nucleosome assembly; negative regulation of DNA recombination. Lineage: Eukaryota; Metazoa; Arthropoda; Insecta; Hymenoptera; Formicidae. Gene Ontology annotation, molecular function: nucleosomal DNA binding; double-stranded DNA binding; structural constituent of chromatin.